This is a messenger RNA of Scutellospora calospora, 1280 nucleotides long. NCBI's taxonomy places the organism in Eukaryota, Fungi, Glomeromycota, Glomeromycetes, Diversisporales, Gigasporaceae. The record is from the annotation of a GenBank genome assembly.
UCUUUGUUUCUGGAUGGCUGGUAUUCAUUACUGCUCGUGUGUCCUUGCCAGAAAAUGGUGCAAUUACAUAUCAAGCAUCUUCUCCAGAUGAAGUUGCCAUUGUUCGUUGGACAGAACAAGUUGGACUCACGUUGGUUUUUCGAGAUAUUAAUGAAAUGCACCUUCGUACAGCAGAUGGGGAAACAUUAGAAUACUUAAUCCUUCAGAUAUUCCCAUUUACAAGUGAGUCCAAAAGAAUGGGUAUUAUUGUUAAGGAUAAGACUACUGGUGAAAUAAUGUUUUAUCAGAAGGGUGCGGAUGUUGUUAUGAGUAAGAUUGUACAAUAUAAUGAUUGGUUGGAUGAAGAAUGUGAUAAUAUGGCUAGGGAAGGGUUGAGAACAUUGGUUAUUGCUCGUAGGAGGUUAUCUGAAGAUAUUUAUAAUGAAUUUCAAGAAAAGUUUAAUGAAGCAAAAGUGAGCAUAGUCGAUCGUAAGGCUCAAGAACAAGCAGUAGUUGUUUCAAUUUUAGAACAGGAUUUAGAACUUUUGGGUGUAACUGGUGUGGAGGAUAAACUUCAAGACGAGGUAAAGAAUACCUUAGAACUCUUAAGAAAUGCAGGGUUAAAAAUUUGGAUGUUGACUGGAGAUAAAAUUGAGACAGCUACGUGUAUUGCUGUUUCAUCAAAGUUGGUAUCAAGAGGUCAAAAUAUACAUCAAAUAUCACAAGUGAUCGAUCCGAAUGAAGCUUUGGAGGAAUUGGAAGUCCUGAAAAGCAAAAAAGAUUGUUGUUUAGUGAUUGACGGGGUUUCUCUUCAGUUUUAUAUGGAUAAUUAUAAAAAUGAUUUCAUCGAGGCCGAUAUUACCAAACUCAUAAUCGAAUACACAGGAAAGAGAGUAUGUUGCAUAGGAGAUGGUGGUAAUGAUGUUAGCAUGAUUCAAGCAGCUCAUGUUGGAGUCGGAAUAGUUGGAAAAGAAGGAAAGCAAGCAUCAUUAGCGGCAGAUUUCUCCAUAAUUCAAUUUAGUUACUUGACUAAAUUGUUAUUGUGGCAUGGUAGAAAUAGCUAUAAACGAUCAGCCAAGCUUGCUCAAUUUGUUAUUCAUCGUGGGUUAAUAAUAUCAGUUAUACAAGCUGUAUUUUCGGCCUUAUUCUUUUUUGCACCAAUUGCUCUUUAUCAAGGAUGGUUAAUUGUAGGAUAUUCUACCUUUUAUACCAUGGCUCCAGUAUUCUCUCUGGUACUGGAUAGGGAUGUAAAAGAAGAAACAGCGUUUAAAUUUCCUGAAUUAUAUAAAGAGUUGACCAAG